UUUCUUGCAGAGGUCUUUCUGUGAAGAGGAAGCACCGGAAACUAGGAUCUGUAAAACUCAGAGUCUGUCUGAUAGAGAACUCUGCGAUCAGCGUGCAAGAUCAAAGGUCUAAAGUGUCGAAGUCGUCAGUGCAGGACUUGAACUGUACUCGUGGUCUGGAAGAAGCCGACUUCCUGAACCUGUUGAGAUCCAAGUUCCCUCAGCUGACUGGACAGUUUGACGUCUUCACAGCCGACGCCACCAACAAAAUGUCCCAGCUGGAAGUUGCAGCGCUGACGCCAGAAGCGAUCCAAAAGUCCCUUCAGUCCAGCGGGAAAGGAAGAUCAGUGCUGUACAUCCAAGCAAAGGUUGGAUGUGAAGAGCAGACGUGUGUGAAAGAGAGAGAACAUGAACACACAGCAGAGAUGACACAAACAAGCAAUGACACCAUGAAACAUACAAGCGAUCCUCUUUCAAGAGUAGAGAUCAACAAAGAAGAUGCAAGAACACAGCAGAUGGAAGCCGAGGAUGAUGAUGAUGAUUAUUACGAUUAUGAUUAUGAUAACAGUGAUGAUGAUGUAGGUGGGCGUACUUUCCUAGACACCAGUGACCUUGAUGAUGAUCACGUGGACCAUGACAUAAAUAUGUACCAGAACCCGACGAAACUCGACGAAAGCGCUACUGACGCCCCACCUCCAUCUUUCAUCUGUGCAUUGGACAGCGAAGGGGAAGUUGAUGAUGAUGAUGACUGGAAGCCAGACGGGCGUGAUGAAGCUCAAUCGUCAAACACAAAAACACGACACUCGCUGCAACUCAGGGUCUGCUUACUAAAGGACAUGCAGAUCAGUGUCCUUUCAAAAAGAGCUUACAAACAUCGAGUGCAGAAGCUGAAUUGUCCUCGUGGCCUAACGGAGGCUGACUUCCUGGAUCUGCUGAGGUUCAUCUUCCCUGAGCUGCCUGAAGGUGACCGACCCUUCGACGCCUUCUUGACUGACAAAUGCAAGAGAUUACAGCCGCUGAGAGUAAAGACACUGACACCCGAGGAGAUCCUGAGGUCCAUCAAGUCCACUGGGAAAGGAGGAUCAGCUCUUUACAUACAACUCAAGAGAAAAGACGAAGCCACCAAUGACACUCUGUCCACCUCUCCAGCACUGACAGGAAGUGAUGAAACCAGACUGCAGGCAAGUUCCCACAACAGACGGCAACAUCACAUGGAAACAGAGGACGGUGAUGACGGAGAAGAUGGUGGAUUAUCAGAAGCCCUUUCUUCUGAAGACCUUGAAGCUGAGAGCAAAGGUGACGACGAUGAUGAGGAAGAUGAGGAGGAGGAUGAGGUGAUGGUGGAUGACAGAGAUGGCGACUGGAAACCAGACAAGAGCGAUGAGGAGCAGGAAGAGGGUGAACCUGAACUAAACUCAUCCAAGACGACGAGGAAGCUACCAGUCAAAACUAAGAGAAGCAAACAGAUGCGGUCGACUGAGAACAGUGACGCUCCUCUCUCUUGUAAAGUCUGCACAGUUCUGCAAAGGUCGACGAGCAUGUUGGUAAAACAUGCCUGGAGUCAUGUGGACGAUCCAGAGAGUGUUUGUGGAGUUUGUGGAGAACAUUCGGCGUCUGCAGAGGAGCUGAAGAGUCACCUUCAAAGCCACCAGAAAACUCACAGCUGCGACAUCUGCGGAAAGUCUUUCAUCAACUUAAGCAGCCUCAAAGAGCACACAGCCGGACACACGGGACAGAAAACAUAUCAAUGUGACAUCUGCCACAAAGCUUUUCAUCUGAAGAGAAAGUUGACUUUUCAUCAGCAUGUCCACAUGGAGGAUAAACCAUUCAAAUGUGACUUCUGCCCGCAGUCUUUUUGUUUCCAGCGCCAGCUGAAGAUUCACAGAAGACGUCACACAGGCGAGAAACCAUACCUCUGCAAAGUUUGUGGCACAUCUGUUAGCGACUUUCGAGCUUUAAGCCGACACAUGCUUAUUCACACCGGGGAGAAACGUUAUAGCUGUCAAGUCUGUGGAAAAUGUUUCUUAAGUCCCGAAAAAGUGAAAGAACAUGAGAAAAUCCACACGGACAGAAUCAAACCGCACCUCUGUGACGUUUGCUGCAAAUCGUUCCCCACGGCAGGUCAAUUAAAUGCUCACCUGCAAACACACAACAAGAAGAUGUCCCACACAUGCAGCGAAUGUGGGAAGGUGAUGUCCACUCUGGGAGGUCUGAAGAGACACAUGAUAAACCACAGCGGGAAGAAACCAUACAGCUGCUCAGAAUGUGGACAAUCCUUCCUCUUCAGGAAUAUUCUCAUAGCCCAUCAGAAGUUACAUUUGGGCUUAAAACCGUUUGUUUGUGGGGUUUGUGGGAAAAAGUUUGCCAGAAAACACUACUUGACUGUUCACAUGAGGACACAUAACGGGGAGAGACCGUACAAAUGCUCUCUGUGCGACAAAGCCUUCACUCAGAGCCACUGUCUAAAAACACACAUGAAGAUCCACAAGGAGGAAAAAGAGUCAGCAGUGGAUGGCCUGAUGCUCAGUUGAUGGACGACUGUUCUACAGCUACAACUAACUAUUGUUUUCAUUGGCAAUUUUCUCGAUCAGUCAAUUAGUUGUUUGGUGCAUAAAGCGGUGAAACGUGUCACUGUUUCCCAAAGCGACGUCCUCAAAUGUCUUUGUUUUGUCAUCACCCAAAUUUUACUGUCUCAGAGGACGAAAGAGACCAGAAAAUAUUCACAAUUUAGAAA
Molecule: messenger RNA, 2713 nt
Organism: Scomber scombrus (Atlantic mackerel)
Lineage: Eukaryota; Metazoa; Chordata; Actinopteri; Scombriformes; Scombridae
Product: zinc finger protein 250-like
Exons: 7
Coding region: 249-2510 (753 amino acids)
Biological process (GO): regulation of transcription by RNA polymerase II
Molecular function (GO): DNA-binding transcription factor activity, RNA polymerase II-specific; RNA polymerase II cis-regulatory region sequence-specific DNA binding
Source: RefSeq, a predicted model, not a curated record